AUGACUCCCUGUCGCCUCCCCUCCCCGCUGCCCGGACCCUGCCUGGGCCUGGCCUGGCCCACGGCUGCCCGGUCCUUCCUCCGCAGCCUCCGGACCUCUUCUGAGAUCCUGGACGAGCAGCGGCGCGGGGCCGUGCACCUCACAGAUCGAGAGCCGCUGGGGCCGGCGGGGGCCGGCCUGACCCCGCCGGGGGCGCAGCACGAGCGCCUGCCCCCGGGGUGCCCGCCGGCAGCAGUGACGCGGAAGGAGAGGUGGGUGUGUGGAAUGCGCUAUGAGCAACACAUCGCGUCGAAGCAACAACGUUACAACGAAUCGAAGAGCGCUGGGCGGGGGCCCCCGGGCCUGACCCCGCCAGGGGGGGCGCAGCACGAGCGCCUGCCCCCGGGGGUGCUGCCCGCCCUGCAGCAGGUGGCAGGGCCCAGUGGGGGGUUUCUGAGCUUCCCCCGCCUGGUGGCCGGGCUGAGAAUCGCGCUGCUCCAGGACCAGGAGGGGGAGCAGGGGCCUGGACAGGAGCCGGCAGAGACCGGACACAACUCAGCGCAGGAGAGGCCGAGCGAGGGCCAGACGCGUGAGGGGGAGCCGAGGGGUGUGACCCGAUCCCGCAGCAUCAACAGCUCCCUGAGCCAGGCCGGGCGGCCCCGGAGCCUCCGUGUCCAGAAGGAGCCGCGACGCCACACGAUCACCCACGGCAUCGACUACGGGGCGCUCUGCCGGUGCCCCUCACUCCCGACCCGCAACCCCCCAGGUGUUCUCUACUGGGCCGUUCAGCGCAGCUACACCAUCCUCAUCCUGCCUCUGGGCACUGGGCUGGGCAGCUGGGAGGCGGAGCACUUCUUCCUGGGGCUGCAGCGCAGGCAGGCGCGGGAGCGGGAGCGGGACGCGCUGCUGCAGGGGCUGGAACUGGCCGAGCGCCUGAGGGGCUGGUACCGGCGCCACCUGCUGGAGGCUCAGCGCAGGCAGGAGCAGGCGGGGGCGGAGCCGGAUUAUUUCCCAGAUUCGUGCCCCAGUCAGAGCUGCCUCCUGCUGGCCAAGAUCCAGGAGGUGAAUCUCGGGCUGCGAAAUCUACUGGCCAGCCCUGGAAAGGCUGACCCUCCCCCCUGCUUCCCCUCCAGCCCACUUGGGCCCCCGCUCUUCCAAACAGGGAAGCAGCAGGAAUUUCAGCAGCAAGCCAUGAACGUGCUGAAGGAGCAGAACCGGCUGCUCAUCAAGGAGGUGUCGGAGAAGAGCGACCGCAUCGCCCAGCUGGAGCAGGAGAAGGCGGCUCUGUGCAGGCAACUCCAGGAGAGCCGGGGCUCCCGGCUGCCCAGCCACAAGGAGUCGACCUUCAUCUGACGGACGAGGUCACUUCCUCCCGCUGACCUACCAGACGAGGUCACUUCCUUCUGAGAGCAAAGAUGUAAUUUUCUCCUGGGGCAAUGAUGUCACUUCCUGUCAUUCGCCCAAGGCCAGUGAGGUCACUUCCUUGUACCCCACCCCCCAGUGCAGUCAUUUCCUGCUGGACCUGGAAGGAACUAGCUCACUUCCUCCUCCUGUCCUAUUAUGUCAUUUCCUCCAUCCUGUCAUUGGUCCAUGAUGUCACGCUCCUGGUGGUAUCACAUCAUCUUCAGACUCUGCUGACAUCACUUCCUCUUCAGACCCUUUAGGCGUCACUUCCUCCUCCUCGCUUUUUCUGACGAUGUCACUGACUUCUUCACUUCCUGUCCCUUCUUCCUCCAACCCAUGUGGUUGUUUCAUAGUCAAGUCCAACCCUGCCCCACCCUCUGAGGUCACGGCCUUUCUUAUGGACACACACACACACAGCCUGACACAACCACCCCAUGAUGUUACACUCCUGGCUUCCUGUCAUCUGGGAGCCUCCCGAUAACAUCACUUCCUGGAUUAUGGGUAACAAGAGGGCUAAUAACUGACUGUCCAAAGAGGCUUUCAAUGGGGAAUACCCACAGUGCUUUGCACCAGUGUGACCCUUAGCUACAGAUCUAUGUGGUCCCCAUCCCGUCCUGCAUACCCCUCUACUUUCCCACCCCCACCCACCCACACAUCUCUCAACCCACACUUUUACUUGUGUGCAUUUUCAGGGUUCCCUCCCUGACCCCUUUGUGGGGUGUGACACAUUGUUUAUGGCUAAGUGCCCUCUAGUGGCUGGAUUCAGACCUGUCUGUGUGUCAUUAGCCCUCUAGUGCUUAAAGCUGAUGGGGACU
Molecule: messenger RNA, 2198 nt
Organism: Chelonoidis abingdonii (Abingdon island giant tortoise)
Lineage: Eukaryota; Metazoa; Chordata; Testudines; Testudinidae
Source: RefSeq, a predicted model, not a curated record